This is a messenger RNA of Mesorhabditis spiculigera, 1275 nucleotides long. The record is from the annotation of a GenBank genome assembly. NCBI's taxonomy places the organism in Eukaryota, Metazoa, Nematoda, Chromadorea, Rhabditida, Rhabditidae.
AUGCCCGAGGUCGAGAUGAAAUAUGAAGAAGUCAUCGAUUUUACAAUACUCAAGUACCGCAACAACAACUAUGAACAAUCGGAGGACCGGAAGUGCCGCGUGUGCGGCGCCAGUCCGGCAGGGUUGUACUAUGGAGCUGUGGUUUGCCCAAGCUGCAAAAUCUUCUUUCUACGGGUCACAACGGUCGGCGCCGCAAUCAAAGAGUGCAAAAAUUAUCGCCUAUGCUCGUCGAAAAACUUUCGAGGGCUCGGCAAAGCCAAAUGUAUACCAUGUCGCUAUGAGAAAUGUUUGGAAGUCGGGAUGAUACCGGAAAUAACCGCUCGUCGCACCGGAUGCAAUUUGAGAGAGAAACGAGCUUUGGUAGGGCAACGAUAUCAAAUUCCUGCGUCUGCCACGACGGAUAAGAAAGAGCUCCAGAUGGCCGCGAAAUUUUUCACAAAACCUGUCUUUGCCGACGGCUUUGGUGGCAUUAAACAGCUGGUCAACCUGGAAAAAUUGUUAUCAAAUGACGACCCCACCGUAUCCGUGAUUUUUGAUUUCCCAAUAGACGGGGCUACGACGAUUGACCAGCUAAUCAAAAAUCCGCUGGCGCUAUGCCCCAGAGUUCCGGUUGGCUUCCACCUCUCCACAAACAACCAAGUUCCGGAGCAUUUGAUGAUGACGAUGGGCUUCCGAACAUUUUCACGGUCGCUGGUGAUGAUUAUUGAUUGGUUCCGGAUAAUGCCAGAAUUCCAAGCAUUUCCAGAAGCCGAUCAGUUGACGUUCAUUCCCCAUAUCUACUUCAAAUCGGCGUUGUUCAUCGACUAUUUCUACACUCACAAAUAUAACUUUGACGGUUUUCUAGUCUGCCUCGGCACACGGGUUACCCAUGAUGAUAUCAGGCUUUUCCAGCAACUGGAGAAAGGAUUCGGGUCUCUGAUCUCCUAUGGUAGGGACUACAUAUUACCGGCGAUGAAACGGGCGGCGCUAGCCGACGAGGAGUUUGUGUUAAUGAAAAAUAUACUAGCAUUUUGUAAUUCCAUUGGCUUCUCCGACAAAGCCGUAGAAAUCCAGCGAAAAGCAUACCAGCGAUAUUGUUACAUGUUGUUAAAGCAUUUAAAAGAAAAGUAUCACUCCGAGAGCAAAGCCCUUGAAGUCUUCUACGAAUGCACAAAUAUCAUCAACCAUAUGCAGUACAUCUGCAAUAUAACGAUGUCACAGUUUGAAAAAUCGAUUAUUCUCAACGAAUCCGGGAUGGUUGGCAAGCUUUGUGAAGACUUUUUCAAGCGAUUGCGA